Molecule: messenger RNA, 1014 nt
Organism: Durotheca rogersii
Lineage: Eukaryota; Fungi; Ascomycota; Sordariomycetes; Xylariales; Xylariaceae
Exons: 1
Coding region: 201-827 (208 amino acids)
Source: RefSeq, a predicted model, not a curated record
AGCUGCGUCGCCAACCAGCAUUUACGGAGUACUACGACCAAUGCGAACGCUGGCCUCGUCCCAACCCACUAUCUACACAAGACAACCCCUAAUGUCCGCUCGCGUCCUCUCUUCUCGAGGACACUGAGACGGAAUAGAGAGAGCUCUACGGUGAUACCCAACCUGAAGGCCAAAAAAACGCGGAAGGAAGACGGGAAAACAUGUCCCAACCAAAAAUUACCUCCAAGAACCUCGCCUACACGAGCGAGCUGCCUCCCUUUCUCGCCCGGCUCCGGGGCCAACAUCAACAGCAGCGCGACUCUGACCGCCCAGAUCCGCUCCUUGCCGCGCAUCGCCGCGCAGCGCGCCCGCGAUCUGCGAGCGAGGAGGCUGAGGACGCGCCGCUAGUUGUGGACGAGGCUGGGAACACUGUCCACUUCGACUUCGAGGACGAGACCGACACCGCAGACGUUCCCUCCCAGGCGGUGGACGGCAGAGAGGGGGGCACGGGCGCGGGUGCAGGCGCAGGCGCAGGCGCGGACAAAGGGAGAGGAGGAGAGAACCAGAACGAGGCUAGGAACCAAGAAAAAGUAGCGGGGAUCGGCGCGGGGAAGAAGCGGAAAGUUGGCCGCGUGGUCGGCGGCGAUGAUGGUGAAGAGGGAGAAGAGGAGAGAGGACAGCAUACCAAGGCCAGAAUCGCGAAAGGAGACCGACAGCUAGCGACGCCGACAGCAAAGAACAGCGACAGGAAGGGCGAGGCCGACACUAGUACGAAGGACGCGAAGCAAGCUAAAAAGAAAAAGGCCAAGAAGAUCAAGCUUAGUUUUGGCGACGAUGAUGCCGAAUGAAGGGCCCCCUCAGCAUGUAGACUGGAAAGAAGCGUACGCUGUAUGAGACGCAUAGUUACGACAGAGCAGCAAAUCUCCUGGGCAGCCGGGCUAGGGCCAUAUACCAGUCGUUCGGGCUUCUGUCCGGCAUUAGGAAGCGCCGCACGGCAUAACCAACUUUAUAAGGGCACUUUAACCGUCACGGAAG